AUGAGUUCACAAAGCUCAGUCUUCCAGCUAAGCGGCACAUGCAACAACUACGACUGGGGCAAAAAGGGUCGCGACUCGCUCGCCGCACGCCUCUGCGAAAACACCCCAAGCGGCUUCACAAUAAACGACAAUGAAGCCUACUCAGAAAUGUGGUUCGGCGACUACCCCGACUUUCCCGCACGCGUACUGGAGACAGGCGAGCUCCUCAAGGACAUCCUAGACAAGAACAAGGAACAACUGCUCGGCAAAAAAGUCAUCACCGAGCUCGACGGCCAGCUCCCCUACCUUCCCAAGAUCCUGUCCAUCGCAAAAGCCCUACCCCUCCAGAUCCACCCAAACAAGUCUCUCGCCAGCAAGCUCCACGAGCAGGACCCCGAAAACUUCACCGACGCCAACCACAAGCCCGAGAUUGCUGUGGCACUGGGUCCGUUUGAGGUCUUUGCCGGGUUCAAGCCUCUGGACCAGAUCUCGCCCGUGUUCAACAUCCCUGCCCUGCGCGACCUGAUCCCCGAUGGGACGACUAGGUGGACGGACGAGACGUUACGGGAGGUCACGCGCCGCAUUCUGCUCGCCGAUGAAAACACUGUCGAAAAGGCCUCAAAGGCUCUCGGCGGCACCCCGCGCGAGGAGCUGGGCGGGAACGGUUACGUGCUGGAUCUUCUGCCGCGUCUGCAGGAUCAGUUUGGUAAAGGCGACAACGGCAUCCUGGUUGCGCUGUUGUGUAUGAAUUUUUUGUCGCUGGAGGCUGGCGAUGCGUUGUAUAUCCCUGCCGAUGGCAUUCAUGCUUAUCUGUCUGGGGACAUUGUGGAGUGCAUGGCUCGUUCGAACAACGUCCUCAACACGGGCUUCUGUCCGCCCGGCGACAGGAACAACAUUGAUUUGUUCAGCAAGACGUUGACUUUCAUGGCGCAUAGCAAGAAUGACGUGCUUUUACCUGCGGAGAAGAGUGAUCGCGGCACACAAGGACGUACGGUCGUGUAUCCGCCGCCGUUGAGCGAGUUCGACAUGUUGAAGACGGAUCUGGACGAGGGCAGCAAGGCGGAAGUUCUGAAGGCGAGUGAAGGACCCUCGGUUGCUAUCGUCACUGACGGCGAGGGAGUUCUUGAGGCGGACGGGAAGAAAUUUGACGUCAAGGCUGGUCAUAUUUAUUUUGUUGCUCCCGGCAUCGAGGCCAAGUGGGAAACCAAGGGGAAGAUGCAGGUCUUUACGACUGUGGUCUAA
Colletotrichum tamarilloi is the source of this 1221-nucleotide messenger RNA. RefSeq names its product phosphomannose isomerase type I. Gene Ontology annotation, molecular function: mannose-6-phosphate isomerase activity; zinc ion binding. Gene Ontology annotation, biological process: GDP-mannose biosynthetic process; carbohydrate metabolic process. Bases 1 to 1221 code for a protein of 406 amino acids. The record is from RefSeq and is a predicted model, not a curated record. The transcript has a single exon. NCBI's taxonomy places the organism in Eukaryota, Fungi, Ascomycota, Sordariomycetes, Glomerellales, Glomerellaceae. Gene Ontology annotation, cellular component: cytosol.